AUGCCCCAUGCCCUCUUCCCCAUGCCCUCUCCCCCAUGCCCUCUCCCCCAUGCCCUCUCCCCCAUGCCCUCUCCCCCAUGCCCUCUCCCCCAUGCCCUCUCCCCAUGCCCUCUCCCCAUGCCCUCUCCCCCAUGCCCUCUCCCCCAUGCCCUCUCCCCCAUGCCCUCUCCCCCAUGCCCUCUCCCCCAUGCCCUCUCCCCCAUGCCCUCUCCCCCAUGCCCUCUCCCCCAUGCCCUCUCCCCCAUGCCCUCUCCCCCAUGCCCUCUCCCCCAUGCCCUCUCCCCCAUGCCCUCUCCCCCAUGCCCUCUCCCCCAUGCCCUCUCCCCCAUGCCCUCUCCCCAUGCCCUCUCCCCCAUGCCCUCUCCCCCUUGCCCUCUCCCCCUUGCCCUCUCCCCCUUGCCCUCUCCCCCAUGCCCUCUCCCCCUUGCCCUCUCCCCCAUGCCCUCUCCCCCUUGCCCUCUCCCCCUUGCCCUCUCCCCCAUGCCCUCUCCCCCAUGCCCUCUCCCCCUUGCCCUCUCCCCCAUGCCCUCUCCCCCAUGCCGUCUCCCCCAUGCCCCCUCCCCCAUGCCCUCUCCCCCUUGCCCUCUGCCCCAUGCCCUCUGCCCCUUGCCCUCUCCCCCUUGCCCGCCCCCCCAUGCCCUCUCCCCCAUGCCCUCUCCUCGCGGAGGCACGUUCGCUCAUUUGCGCUCGUGUGCGGCAUCGCAGCGCAAGACUCAUGAGCGCCUGGCGGUGGUCGCCUCGUUCGCGCGGACUGACCGUGACGUGACCUUCGCGGAGGCGCGCUCGCUCAUCCGCGGGGGCAUGCGCUCGUGUGCGGCAUCGCAGCGCAAGAAUCAUGAGCGCCUGGCGGUGGUCGCCUCGUUCGCGCGGACUGACCUGCCCCUUGUUCCUCAGGCGCCCACAGCACUCCUCACUGCCUGCGUUGCUUCUGUUCCAAACGUGGCUGUCUCUUCCCUGCCCCGCCCCCCUAUGCGUGCAUGCCUACUGCAGCAGUGUGGCGCGCGGCAUGAGGAGCUUGCAGAAGCCACCAUCCUCACUGGGAUGCCGUCCCCUUUACAGCAGCAGAGGGGGGCGCAAGAUGCGGAGAGGGGAGGCAAGGGUGGGCGAGGAGCAGCGGGGAGGGGUGCGCGGAGGAGGCAGUGGUGGUGUGUGCGCAGUGCGUUCAUGCAGGCCGUGAUGGUGGUGGUGGAGGGCACACAGGCGGAGGGGCAGGUGGAAGAGGAAGGGGAGGAAGGAAAGGAGGAAAAUAGGGUGGAAGAUCAGGAAGGGACAACAGAAGGGAAGGGAGAGGAGGGCGAAAGUGAUGUGGACUGUUUCAGGAGUUUGGGAGAGGCGGGUGGCAAAAACGGUUGGAGUCUUACCUGCUACGCAUCAAAGGCGUCUGGCUCGACAGCUUGUAGAGCUUGUAGCGGGGUGGCGUGGCAUCAACAUUCUCUCAGCUGGGAGGGAACGCAAGGGUGCGUGCGUGGUGUGUGUAUAGUGCGUGUGUGGUGUGUGUGGCAGGGUGCACACUUGCAGGAGGCGCAUAUGGCGUGUGCCGAGAGGACGGCCGCCCUCCCACUCACGCCCAAGGCCGCCAGGGGGGACUGGCACACAGAGUGCCUGAAGGGGCUGGGGGGGCUGGUGUACUGGCUCCAGUGGCAGUGGCCGUGCUGCUUGCAUCCAUGCUGGCGCCAUGCUAGGGAGGGGAGUAUGGAAGUAAGCAUACCCCUCCCCCAUGCCCUCUCCCCCUUGCUCUCUCCCCCUUGCUCUCUCCCCCGUGCCCUCUGCCCCGUGCCCUCUGCCCCUUGCCCUCUGCCCCUUGCCCUCUGCCCCUUGCCCUCUGCCCCUUGUCCUCUCCCCCAUGCCCCUCUGCACCUCUGUCCCCCUCUCCUGCGUGCAGCGCCGAGGCACGUUCGCUCAUGGCGUCAUGCGCUCGUGUGCGGCAUCGCAACGCAAGAAUCAUGA
This is a messenger RNA of Closterium sp. Naga37s-1, 1947 nucleotides long. NCBI's taxonomy places the organism in Eukaryota, Viridiplantae, Streptophyta, Zygnematophyceae, Desmidiales, Closteriaceae. The record is from the annotation of a GenBank genome assembly.